This is a messenger RNA of Teleopsis dalmanni, 312 nucleotides long. RefSeq lists its product as uncharacterized. The record is from RefSeq and is a predicted model, not a curated record. NCBI's taxonomy places the organism in Eukaryota, Metazoa, Arthropoda, Insecta, Diptera, Diopsidae. The transcript is spliced from 2 exons. The coding region runs from base 1 to 312 and encodes 103 amino acids.
AUGGAGUCAGAUUUGAUUAGUAGUAUAAGCAGUAGUACUAGUAUUAGUAGUACUAGUAGCAGUAAUAAUAAUAGCAGUAGUAGUAGUACUACUAGCAGUGGAAGUAGUAGCUGUAAUAGCAAUAGUUGUAAUUAUAAUAGUGUCAGUAGUAGCAAUAGUCGUAGCAGUAGUAAUAGCAGUAGUAGCCGUAGCAACAAUAGUUGUAGUAGCAGUAGUAGCAAUAUUCGUAGUAGUACUAGUAGCAGUAGUAGAAUAAGUAGUAGUAGUAGUGAAAUAAAUAGUAGUAGUAGUAGUAUAAAUAGUAGUGCUUAG